This is a messenger RNA of Megalobrama amblycephala (Wuchang bream), 1884 nucleotides long. It is a transcript of the gene rxrga, whose product is annotated as retinoid x receptor, gamma a. The record is from RefSeq and is a predicted model, not a curated record. Gene Ontology annotation, biological process: response to retinoic acid; retinoic acid receptor signaling pathway; anatomical structure development. Gene Ontology annotation, molecular function: retinoic acid-responsive element binding; zinc ion binding; nuclear steroid receptor activity. Lineage: Eukaryota; Metazoa; Chordata; Actinopteri; Cypriniformes; Xenocyprididae. Gene Ontology annotation, cellular component: nucleus; RNA polymerase II transcription regulator complex. The transcript has 11 exons. Bases 136 to 1569 code for a protein of 477 amino acids.
CUCGGUGGGGCCCCAAGUGUGCGCAGCGAAUCCUCAGUCAGAUCGCGGACAGCAGCGGGGAGAUGCUGCCGUCCAGAACGGCAAAACAAGACACUUUACGAGAAAACUGGACAGUUCUUUCAUAUUCGUCAAAACAUGGAUAAUAACGACACAUAUCUUCAUCUCAGGUAUGUCACGGUGGCAGAGCCAUUUCAGUGUGAGGAGCAGGAGGCAUCACAACAAAAGAUACAGUUGGAAAACAGCUGCUCUAUCAUGCCUUUAAAAUACAGCGAGAGUUCUUCUUUGCAGGUAACACACGGUCACCUGAGCUCUCCUCCGUCCCAGCCUCCUCUCAGCUCCAUGGUGUCCCACCAUCACCCCUCCAUCAUCAACGGUCUAGGGUCACCAUACUCAGUCAUCACUUCUUCCUCCCUGGGUUCGCCUUCAGCCUCCAUGCCCACCACCUCCAGCAUGGUUUAUGGCGCACUCAACAGUCCACAGAUGAACUCUCUGAACAGUGUUAGCAGCUCAGAAGACAUUAAACCUCCUCCAGGACUGGUGGGAUUGGGCAGUUACUCCUGCAGCAGCCCGGGGUCCCUCUCCAAACACAUCUGUGCCAUCUGCGGAGACCGAUCCUCAGGGAAACAUUAUGGUGUUUACAGUUGUGAAGGAUGCAAGGGCUUCUUCAAGAGAACCAUCCGGAAAGACCUCACGUACACGUGUCGAGACAAUAAGGAUUGCCAGAUAGACAAGCGCCAACGGAACCGCUGCCAGUACUGCCGCUAUCAGAAGUGUCUGGCCAUGGGCAUGAAGAGAGAAGCGGUGCAAGAAGAGAGACAGCGGGGUCGGGAAAAGAGUGAUAAUGAGGUGGAGUCCAGCAGCAGCUUUAAUGAGGAAAUGCCAGUGGAGAAGAUUCUAGAUGCUGAGCUUGCAGUGGAACCCAAGACUGAAGCUUACAUGGAGUCCAGCACAGGAAACUCGACAAAUGACCCAGUGACCAACAUCUGCCAGGCCGCAGAUAAGCAGCUCUUCACUCUUGUUGAGUGGGCUAAAAGAAUCCCGCACUUCUCUGACCUCCCUCUGGAUGACCAGGUCAUCCUACUGCGAGCAGGUUGGAACGAGCUGCUCAUCGCUUCAUUCUCACACCGUUCAGUGACGGUUAAAGACGGGAUCCUUUUGGCCACCGGCCUGCACGUCCACCGCAGCAGUGCUCACAGCGCAGGGGUGGGCUCGAUAUUUGACAGGGUAUUAACAGAGCUGGUGUCUAAGAUGAAGGAUAUGCAGAUGGACAAGACAGAGCUGGGCUGUCUAAGAGCUAUUGUCCUCUUCAACCCAGAUGCGAAAGGAUUGUCAAACCCAUCAGAGGUCGAGGCAUUACGGGAAAAGGUUUACGCCUCACUGGAGGCCUACACCAAACACAAUUACCCCGAUCAGCCCGGCAGGUUUGCCAAGCUGCUCCUCCGUCUGCCCGCUCUGCGCUCCAUAGGACUGAAGUGCCUGGAGCACCUGUUUUUCUUCAAACUCAUCGGAGACACACCUAUAGACACUUUCCUCAUGGAGAUGCUGGAAGCACCGCAUCAAAUCACAUGACAAAAGUCUUACUGCAUGUAAAUACCCCCCAGUGCACACUUAACCCCAUUAUAACAAAAAGAAGUUCUUAUUUUUUACCAAGCACAAUGUGAAGAAAAAAAAUGUUUGAUCAAAAAUAUUGGUAUUUUCAAAGAAAGAGACACUGUUAAAGUAAAAUGUAAGAGUACUGUAAACCUUUAUUUUGUACAUAGAUUUUACCAACUGUGAUAGCUCCAACAACUAAAUGUGAAAAUAUUUAAUUCAAUGCAAAACUGUAUAAACAGUCACCAGCAAUGAGUUUAGAAUUCUGUGAAAAUAAAAGUCUUUUCAAAUGUU